UAUUAAACAAGCAAAUAACAAUAAAACGCAUAAGUAAAAGUUGUAAAAAUAAUAAAUACUAAACAAAUCAAUGACAAAAAUAAGAAAAUCUAAAGAAAUAGUUUAAGCAAAAAAAUUUCUAAUUUGAUUGCAAUAGAUUGACUGGUGAAAUUUUUUUUGUCUACUCACAAUGGAGGCAGUUCCACGACUUCAUAUGUUGUCUUUUCCCAACAAAUCCAGUCCAGAGGGAACCUCAUUUGCUGGUUUAAAGAAAUAUAUUGCCGAAUUUUAUCAAGAGAAUCCGGACAAUUAUUCCAAAGAACUUUAUGCUUUAGAAACUUUACGCAAUCAAGCUUUAAAUACCCCUAAGGAUAAUUGUGCUAUACUAAAGCGAUAUUUUUGCCAAUUGGAAUCGUUGCUUAAUCGUUUCCCCAAGUUAAGAGACAAGAAGGUUAUUUUUCAAUUUACCUGGAAGGAUCUAUACAACUCCAAGGUUCAAGAAUACAAUGACAUCGGCUAUGAACAAGCCGCCGUAUUAUACAAUGUAGCAGCAGCACAUACACAAGCCGGUGCGGCUGUCAAUCGUACCGAUAUAGAAGGCAUGAAAUUGGCUUGCACCCAUUUCCAAUGUGCUGCCUGGGCUUUUGGCGAGAUACGUGAACGUUAUAUUAAUAUGGAUGAAUUUGGUGAUUGUUUCACCACUGAAUUGUUGGUGUUUAUGCAACAGGUUUCCUUUGCCCAGGCUCAGGAAUGUAUACUGGAGAAAUCUUUAAUAGAUAAUCGUAAACCAAAUAUUGUGGCUAAAGUUACCGCACAAAUAGUGGUGUAUUAUGGAGCGGCCUUGGCUGCUUUACUUACUGGUGGCGACGAUGGCCCUGUGGCUCAUGUAGUCGAUUCGGCCGUUUAUAAACAAUGGAAGAAAUAUGUACGUUUUAAGAUUUCCUAUUUGAGUUGCAUUUUAUAUUUAUAUCAAGGACAACACGCUGAGGAGCAAAGGAAAAUGGGAGAGAGGGUUACUUUGUAUGAGGCCGCUUGGGAAAAACUCGAAGAAGCACGUAAAGAAUCCAAAGGUCUACCCGAUAUAAAAGAAAUCAAUGAAUCUCUCAUAUUCACCGCUGAUGUCGUGGAGGCAAAACGUAAAAAUGCUAAAAAUGAAAAUGAAUUCAUUUAUCAUGAAUCCGUACCCGAAUUGGCAACCAUAAGUGCUGUACAAGGAGCUAAUCUAGUAAAUGGCAUAGGAUUUUCUGCCACUGAUCCUGAGAUAGCAGGAGAAGAUAUAUUUGCCCGACUAGUGCCAAUGAAGGCGCAUGAGGCUAGCUCUAUGUAUAGCGAGGAAAAAGCUAAACUAUUGCGUAAAUAUGGCAAUAAAAUUGAGGAAAAAGAUGGUGAAUUAGCUAGUUUUAUGAGUUCACUAACAUUGGAUAAUCUAAAUAUCAAUGAGGAAAAGGCUAAUAAAAUACCCCAAGGUAUAGUGGAUCGUUGUGCAGCCUUAAAUGCAAAUAAAACCGCCAUACCAGAACUGGUACAAUCCAUGUCACGUUUGGCAGAGAUAUGUGGUGAUGUAGAGGCCAAUCUUAAGGAAAUCUCUAUGAUUUUACAGCAAGAAGAAAAGGAGGAAAAAGAGUUUCAGCAAUUGACCGGUGUGCAAAGAACACCCAAUGCCCAUAUAACCGAAUUAACAAGGGAAUUUCAAAAAUACUCCGAGGCUCAUAAUAGAGCAGGCGAAUCUAAUGAUACUCUACGUAAAGCCAUGGAAUUGCAUAUUAAUAAUUUGAAAAUCUUAGCCAAACCUUUGCAAGACAUACAACAGUCUGUGCCCAAAUUGAGUUCUGAACUCAAUACCGCUGAAGUUUUUAAAGAUGUUAAACUUAUCGUUAAUAAAGUUAAUGAAAUGAAGGCACAACGUUCUCAAUUUCAUGCUGAUUUACGUAUAGCCGUUAAUGAUGAUGAUAUUACCACUAAAAUUAUAGCCCACGAUUGUGAGGAAGAUUUGCAGGCUUUAUUCGAUCGAGAAAUGGCCAAACAUGAACGUUUGACACAACUUAUAGAUCAAAAUCUAUUGGCUCAAGAGAAUAUUUUAAAAGCUUUAACAGAAUCUUAUGCUAAGGCAGCACCUGUUUUGAAAACCUUGGCAGAUGUUAAAAACAAACGUGAGGGGUUCUUUGCCUCUUUAGCAGCCUCCUAUGAUGUGUAUGAAGAUUUGUUGGCCAAAUCAGCCAAAGGUUUGGAGUUCUAUAAUAAAUUAUCAGGCAAUGUACAAAAACUUUUAUCACGCUGCAAAUCUGCAAGAGAUGUUCAAUCCGAAGAACGUCAGCAACGUUUGAAAAGUGUUACACACAAACCAUAUGCUUCUCCUAUACCCCAAGCAUCAUUAUCUACUGAUUCCUAUCAGCUUAAUAAUACCACACCCUUAUCCAAUCCAUCCACAGCAGCCACCACCACCACCUCCACUACACCAAAAUUACGUGAUUACUUGAAUGCCAAAAAGGCAGCUAAAGAGAAAAAUCUUAACACAAUGCCGGCAAAUGCAAAUACGCCAAACUAUAAUGCAGCAAAUCCUCAACAAUACAUACCACCUGUAAGACCCAAUCCUUUGGGCUCUGAGAAUCCUACACAGGCGGUUUGCUCGGGUGGUAGUUCUUAUUAUCCUCCAACAAGUGGCACUUUACCACCAACGGUGGGACCCAAUGAACCACCACCACCUUAUACACAAUAUUAUGAUACCACUGGAGCAGGCUAUACCAAUCCCAUGUUUUUGCAGUAUCAACAGAAUAUAGCGCCACCGGCUUAUAAGCCUCAAGCCUCUCCAAACUCACAAUUCACAGCUUUAAAUGCCAACAUGGCCAAUAUGAAUCUGCAACAGCAGCCACAGCAAAAUUCUAACAAUACUACAAAUCCCCUAACAGGAGUAACCAAUACCGGGAAUUACCCUCAAAUGUCUUACAAUUCGUUGUCUAAUAAUCCUCAAAAUCCUUUAGUUUAUCAAGGCAACAAUCAGAAUUAUCUAGCAAAUCAAACGACAUACCCGAACAACCAGCAAACGUACCUUAAUCAAAAUCCUCUCAACAACAACAAUACUACAUCUUCGCCAUAUUCAACUACUAAUCCUUCAACAUCCAAUAUCACCAAUAAUUCUCUGUACGCUACACAGUCAACGGUUUCAAAUACUUCACAAAUGUAUACACCAUCACCACCGGUUGUUACAACAGCUGCUGCCACCACCUAUACACCGCAGCCCUAUUUCUAUGGUACCAAUACACCAGCAAGCAAUAAUUUAAAUCCAACUUAUCAGCAGAGUUCUCAACAGAAUAACUAUCAAACUCCUCCCACAAGUGUACCUACAAAUCAACCUUUAUAUGUGGCCACCAAUCAAACUGGUUUACCUUCUUCAACUACACUUUUGCAAUCAACUGUUCAAAAUGUGGUACCUCCCAGCAUGCAGGCUCCCUUUGUUGUUAAUCAUCUACCAAAUACACAAACAGCAACAGCUACUGCUGGCCCCACAAACUUGCAACAGACUCCUCAGCUUCAAAAUCCUUUACAAGUGGUAGGCUCUAGUGCCACAAUGUAUCCGACUGCUGCUGUACCAGUCCAAUCUUCUUCAACUUCUACUGCUUUAACUUCUACUGCUUUAACUUCUAAUGCUGUUACAUCUUCUACUACAACUAAUACCGCUCCAUUUGGUUCAUUGUCAUCAUCACACACUACUAUGCAUCCUGGUUAUAGUUUUAAUCCUCAAACAGGCAAUUUUAACUAUAAUAGCGGUUAUCAGCAAACAAAUCCAGCUAAUCAACAGUUUUAUGGUCAAUAUACUACUGGAGCGGCAGCUGUCAAUACCCAAGUUGGUACUACGGAUUCACAGAGUGCUGGAAAAAUUAAUGUGGCCACUGGAUUCGAUUCUCCCAUCGUUUCUCACACCAAGCCCACACCAAUUGCCACACUAAAACCAGAAGCAAAACCAUCAACUAACCCAGCUGAUAACAUGAAUUAUUACAAUGCUCCCUAUGGUUAUCAAACUAAUGGUAACACCCCACCAAUAGCACCCAUACAAACUGGCCAAAUUGCUACAGGUACACCACGACCUGCCACGCCCCAACAAACAACUUACCAGCAGCAACAAACUAACAUUUAUAUGCAAAGUGGUACGGGAACUACAGCCAAUACAAAAACUACAAAAAGUGGUAAUAUUUAUGCUACCAGCAGUCAACAGUCUCCAAUGACUCCAGCAUUACAGCAACAACAGCAGCCACCAGCAGCAAAAGCUCCAGAUAUAAAACCGACAGCUCCUACAGCCCCCAAGCCAGUGAUUAAUACGAAGAAAUCUUCAAAUAUUGAUUUGUUAAGUGAUAUAGAUUUUUCGGGUGUAGCAGCAGUACCACCACCUAUAUUACCACAACCAGUGUUAAAACCUCAGGUGGUAAGUAGCCCCCCGGCCAGUCAGGUGGCAGCACCCACUACACCCAAGAAAAGCGAACAAAAAGAAGAAACUCAACAAAAAGAUGAAAAAACUAAACAAGUAGAGGACUACAUAAACUCUACAGUGGAUGACCAACUCUCACCUUUGACCGAAACUUUGCCGGUCGCACCUUUACAACAACUAACUUCUCCCGUGGAUUCGCCAGCAAUACGCAAAGCCAGUUUUGAUAAUUUAUCCAAUUGUUCUGACAUUUCCUCUUUAGAUAAUUUCGAUUGGGAUUCAGUUUCCAUGCGCAGUGAUAAGCCUGCGAAUAAUGAUCAAAAACAUUCCGGUUCUACAUUCCAACUUAAACCCUUAGAUCCCUUUAAUGAUGACAAAACACUCAAAUACUUCCACAAGGAGGUAGAGCGUUUUGAAAAAUUCAUUGAGUCGCUAAAUGUUAAAAUGCUUAAUGGUCAUACACCUUUAUCGACAAAAUGGAAAGAAUUACAAGAUCUUUUAGGCAAAGAAGCACCCACUAGAACCACUUCUAUAGCAAAAUUAUUUCCCGAGAAAAAUAGAUCUUUAGAUUGUUUGCCCUAUGAUCAUGCCCGAGUUAAAUUGGAUAAAGAAACGGACGAUUAUAUAAAUGCAGCAUUUGUUAAGAAUCUAAGUACUGGUUGUCCAAAUUUCAUAAUAGCCCAGACGCCACAACAGAAUACGAUUAACGAUUUUUGGUCUAUGAUUUGGUCACAAAAAGCACGAACUAUACUCUCGCUACAUACACCAAAUGAGAUGCUUGAUCCCUUUUGGCCUCAGUCGUUGGACAAAGAAUCCAAUUUUGAUGAUUUCACGGUUAAAUGUAUUAAAAUAAUACAACUAUCGCAUUGCGUAGAAUAUCAAUUGAAGCUUUCCAUGUUGGGUGCUGAUGCCAUUAUCGAAUUAUCAGUAUUGCAAAUAAAAACAUGGACUAAAAGCACUCCUCCCUUAGUCGUGGGUAUAGCACGCAAUGCUUUACAGGCUCAUCAGCAACGUUGUCUCGAUUUUAAUACACCUUCUUCUCCUCUGGUUUUGAACUGCUUAACCGGUUCUGAAAGAUCGGAAAUAGUGGCCAUUGGCAUAAGUGCCAUUUUGGCUACACAAAAUAAACGACCAGUUUUAAUCAAUGUCAUAGAUGUUUGGUUACGCAUUUGUAGUCAACGUCAAAAGGCCUUGCGUGAUGUGGAAACUUUGGAGCAAUCUUUACAAAUUGUUCUAAAUCAUGCUCAUGAUGUUUUAAAUAAAAGAGGCAUAAUGACUUCGUAUCAAAUGAAAAUUGCUCCCCAAGUAACCGCCCAAGAGAAACAAGCCACUAAAGAUCCUCUCAAUGAAUUGGAUGCUUUAUGGAAAUUAAAAUGAUAAUACCAACUCCAUAAGCUAUAUAUAUAUAGAACGACAAAAUUAUGGAUCUUUUUUAUCUUAUAUAUACACAAAUAUUCCACUAUUUAUAUACUAUAGAGAGGACUGAAAGAAAAAAUUUGACUAAUUUUUAUUUUCUAAACAAAAUCCUUAAUAACAAAAACGCCUUUAAAAAAGGCUCUUUUCCUUCAUUUCUUUUUUGCUCUCAAA
Messenger RNA from Lucilia cuprina (Australian sheep blowfly), 5983 nucleotides. RefSeq names its product tyrosine-protein phosphatase non-receptor type 23 (gene mop). The record is from RefSeq and is a predicted model, not a curated record. Lineage: Eukaryota; Metazoa; Arthropoda; Insecta; Diptera; Calliphoridae. The transcript is spliced from 11 exons. The coding region runs from base 170 to 5773 and encodes 1867 amino acids. Gene Ontology annotation, molecular function: protein tyrosine phosphatase activity; protein binding. Gene Ontology annotation, biological process: protein dephosphorylation; protein transport to vacuole involved in ubiquitin-dependent protein catabolic process via the multivesicular body sorting pathway; early endosome to late endosome transport. Gene Ontology annotation, cellular component: endosome.